CUCUUUUAAAUAAGUGCUUUUUCGGUUUUGGAAAUAGCAAAAGAUGGCUCUUUCUGGAAAGUUAAUUUGUUUUUUAGAGAUCAGUAAGAAGGGAGAUGUCUUCCUUGAUAUCUUUAGAUACAACCCAGACGAGUUUUCUGCAAUAUGCCCUCAUAAGGUUCAUGCAUGUGAAUUGAUUGAAGGUGAUCGGGGGGCCGUUGGAUCUCUCGUCCAUUGGCAUUACACUCAUGAGGGAAAGAAGAAAAUUGAUAAAGCCAUAAUCGAAGCUGUUGAUGAGGAAAAGCAGAAGAUAGUGUUCGAUGUAAUCGGAGGAGAUCUAGUGGAGGAUAAAUACAAGACCAUGAAAGUAAUAUUUCAUACUGAAAAAAAGGUGUGA
Lactuca saligna is the source of this 376-nucleotide messenger RNA. NCBI's taxonomy places the organism in Eukaryota, Viridiplantae, Streptophyta, Magnoliopsida, Asterales, Asteraceae. The record is from the annotation of a GenBank genome assembly.